Lycium ferocissimum is the source of this 790-nucleotide messenger RNA. Its product is annotated as protein LHCP TRANSLOCATION DEFECT. The coding region runs from base 63 to 581 and encodes 172 amino acids. The record is from RefSeq and is a predicted model, not a curated record. Gene Ontology annotation, biological process: intracellular protein transport; granum assembly. The transcript has 2 exons. Gene Ontology annotation, cellular component: chloroplast stroma; chloroplast envelope. NCBI's taxonomy places the organism in Eukaryota, Viridiplantae, Streptophyta, Magnoliopsida, Solanales, Solanaceae.
AACAAACAGUCAUAGUGAUAAGGUAGUUGAUCUUUCAGCUUAACUUUUUUCAGAAAACAACAAUGGCCUCAAUUCCUUGUACUCUCCACUUAACUUUCUCUUCAUCAAGAACCAAUCUUUCUUCUUCAUAUCCAGUAAAGUUGAAUUCUUGCUUUGUGGGUGUUUCAAAAUUGAAAAAUAUAGGAUGGUGUAGACCAAGUAGAUUGGGACCAAGUUGUGGUUCAAGAACCACUUGUUGGUUUAAUUUCAGACAAAAUGCUGAAACUGCUGGUGUUUAUGGUAGUCAAUCUCGUGAUGAUUUUGAUAGAGAUGAUGUUGAGCAGUACUUCAACUACAUGGGCAUGCUUGCUGUUGAAGGAACAUAUGACAAGAUGGAGGCUCUUUUGAGCCAAAACAUACACCCGGUCGAUAUUUUACUGCUGAUGGCUUCCACUGAAGGCGACUUGCCAAAAAUCGAAGAGCUACUGAGAGCCGGAGCAGAUUACACAGUCAAAGAUGCAGACGGACGUACUGCAGUCGACAGGGCUGCUAGCGAUGAAAUCAAAGACUUUAUUGUUAACUUUAAAGCCCAAAAGGCAUAAGGGUAUCAAGUUUUGUUGUUAGCAUUAGUUUUCUUCAUCUUCUUACUUCCGCCAUAAUUUUAGAUCAAGGCCCUUUUACAAUUCCUUCUUUGCUUUUAUAAUGUGAGCUCUGUUAUUUAUCUGUUUUUUUUUGUGAGCGUUGCAUGCUUCAAAACUGUACUUAGUGUACCGUUCAUUCGAGUACUUAUAAAGUUUGCUUUGCUGAUGAA